UCUGUCUUUUGCCCACCCAGGAUACAGAUCUGAUGACAUUCAACAUUUCUGUACACCGGUCAUGGUGGCGGGAACAUGGGCCCGGCUGUGUCCGAAGAGUGCUGCCUCCAUCGGCCCACGGCAUGAUGGACGACUACACGUACGUCUCCGUCACAGGCUGCAUUGUUGAUUUCCAGUACCUAGAGGUCAUCCACAGUGCUGUCCAGAUACUCCUCUCGUUGGUUGGUUUUGUGUAUGCCUGUUAUGUGAUCAGUAUUUUCAUGGAAGAAGAGGACACCUUUGAUUUCAUAGGCGGACUUGAUGCACACUCCUACUACCAGGAUCAUGUUGAGUUAAAGCCUGUUAACCUGUCGAAAUAAGUAAUGACACUGACUCUGAAACACGGCUGCUGAACUUGACUGAGGAAUUCAGGCACCACUGAGAGCACCUCUCUGCAUUGACACGUCUCACCUCCUCCCAGAGGAUGGACUGCGUCUCCCUCCUUCCCCGCGAGUCACCGAGUUCUUUGGUCACAGCCUAUGUGUUAUUAGCAUUGUGCGCUAGAGGUGUAGGUGAUUGGGUGGGUAUUUUUUAAGUCAUUUUCUUCUUACAUGAAUACUUGUAAAUUAUUUAAAAAUUGUUUUUUCAUUUUUUAACAGCAUUUAAUGUGAGGCAUGCAAAAUGAAAAAAAAAUUUCAUGAAAGCCUUCUACAGUCUAUUCUAAAAGAAAUACUGGUUCUUGUAUUGAGGUGUCCAGUCAAUGUUGCUGAUGACCGCAGUUACCCUAUGCCCGAUAGACUUUGCAUUAACAGAUAUUACGGGGGGCUAUUCACCAUGAACUUAGAGCUGUGACAGCUGGUGAAUAGGUGCAAACAGCGGAUCUGGGUUUCAGACUGACCAUGGGGCAUUUUCUCGACACCACACGACAAAACAUGAAGUCCUCCUUCGUUCUCAAUUUUCCAGAAUGCAGAAUAACAUCACACCAUCUAAAUUUUCAGAUUCGUGCAUGUUAUCUUGUUCUUCCUGUGUUCUGGAAAUUAUAUCAUGGGGGUAUAGAAGAGUAACAUGAUUAGCAGACAUCUUUCUACUUUUGGAGGGUACAUGGGUAUCUCUGGCAUUCAUAUUUUCUAUUCUUUAUCCCAGUUCUGACACUGGUGUCCAGUCAAAACAUACUGGGCUUGGGAGACAGAAAUCACAACCAUAAAUCUGCAAUCAGGAAUGUUGCUCUUAAGAUAACCAAAAGGAGCUUUAAAAUGGUGUGGAAUCUCUAUAAAGGCUUCUUAAAAAGAUACUUAUAUUUGUUCAACAUCAAUUUUUCUUUCUCUGACCCCAUCCCAAUAAUCAAGAAACUAAUACGGGAAUCAUAAUUUUCCAUAGAAAAAAAGAACUGCUUUGAAAGCACAUCAUAGUUUUUCCUUUUGUAUCUUUCAAUUAUUAUUUCCCAUAUCAAAAUAAAUUUUGCUCACUUUGUACAGCAACCAACAUAAGGUCACCCAUAGAUCAUAAAAUUGUGUACGUGUGCACUCCUUCCAUCCAAAAGUUGUUAACUUAGCCCAUACAUCUCUAAGAAGGCAAUCUAUAAAACAUCUAAAAUCACAUGAAAAUUUUUGUAUGUGUAUAGAGAUUCUUGUUUUCUUUUGGGAGUCUAUAUAUUUUAUGAGACUCUGUUAAGAAUCAGAACCAAUACAAAAGUCUACCCUGGUUCCUCCCAGUUCACGACUACCACUGUGGCAUUCUAAAGGCUCCUUUUAGUCACUAGAGUUUGGAUUGUGCCCCCUCGGUCAGGAGAAUCACUCUGAAUCCCAUCAUUUUUCAUUCUACUGAAUAAACCCAACUUCAAAAUGAAGAGGAGUUCAUCUGAAGGGACCUCGGAAAUGAUCAAAUCCAAGCCGCUAUUGCAUGGUUGAGGGAUCUGAAGACUAGAGGAUUUGGUGGCCUGGUCCAGAGUCCUGCCUGUAUACAGAGGGGCAAGAGCUAUGGCCAAAGGAAGGGGAACUGGAAGGCAAACAGUAAGGUUUGGGUCCAGGCCCACCACUCUGGCCUUGGACAGUGCUGGACAUCUUGGCCUUGGAAUUUUCCUCAUCUGUAAGACUGAACUAUAAUUGCUACCUCCCGAGGAUGAGGUGAGAAUCAGAUGAAAUGUAAAAAGUGUCCUGGAAUCUCUGACACCCCAUAUUUGAAAGAGACAGUUAGUAUUGUAAUAUCAAAACAAGUUGGACCCUGUCUGCAGUUCUUGCCAUACAACCACGUGCAAUGAAAGGCCCAUGAAAACACCAAACUCUUCGAAGUUUUCUAAAAAGUAGCUUGAAAAUAUUGCCCUGUUUGAACAACUGGAAACACUGAAGACUAAAAAUUGCAUUUCCUAAUUAAAAAUAACUUCUAUAUUUUGAGAUUAAUCCAUAUGAUUUUUAUGGGUCAAGCUAAUAGAAUAUCAAGAAUGUAGAAAGUAAGACAGGAGAAUAAAAGUAAUAUGUCAGUA
Messenger RNA from Neogale vison (American mink), 2458 nucleotides. It is a transcript of the gene NKAIN3, whose product is annotated as sodium/potassium transporting ATPase interacting 3. The transcript has 4 exons. NCBI's taxonomy places the organism in Eukaryota, Metazoa, Chordata, Mammalia, Carnivora, Mustelidae. The coding region runs from base 33 to 359 and encodes 108 amino acids. The record is from RefSeq and is a predicted model, not a curated record. Gene Ontology annotation, biological process: regulation of sodium ion transport.